CGUAUUGAAAUCUUAGCUGCAUUGAUCAUCCAAAUCUGAGUGAAUAAUGGGAGACGAAGCAAGCCACGAACAUCGUGAUCAGGGUUCAUUAGCAGCUCCUUUCGUUUUCUUGGUGGUUGCUUCUGUGCAGUUUUCAUACUUUUGUCUUGAUUACUUGAAGAAGAAGGGAUCUGUUAAUGAUAAGCAAAAUCAGCUUCGUGCGGAAAUAAAAGGCCUUUUGAAAGAGGCAAAAUUAUUGUCACAGCCAGCAACCUUUGCACAAGCUGCAAAACUUAAAAGAUUGGCAGCUACCAAGGAGAAGGAACUUGCAAAAUUUCAAAAUAUGCAUCACAGGGAUUAUGCUUUGUAUACAAAACUGAUGCUUGUCACAAAGUAUGUAACAUAUGCACUGCUGCUCUUUUGGUUCUGGCAUGUUCCUGUGGCUAGCAUUUCUAUGCAACUUGUGCAACCAUUUGGAAGACUUUUAUCUUGGAACACUUCAAGAGUUCAAGAAAACCAUGCUACGAUUGGGAUAAUAUCAUGGUUAGUAGUAUCUGCCAGGUUUUGCAGAUUUGUCCGUAAAGCUUAUAGCUAAUAGCAGGUAGUGUCAUGAUUUUUCCUCAAAACAAUAUCAAAUGCAGAAAGUUGCUUGGACUGCAAUCUUGGAUCUUAAAAUGUAACCAACAUCACCUUAAGCUUUGUACCAUCAUGAUUUUGUUUUUUAAUUCUUAAAAGUUAAAACCUUGGCUGGUUGAUCAGUCUUGCUACUUGUAAUACUUCAUUUAUUUUUGCCAUUGAUUUUUACUUUUUUAUUUAUUUAUUUUUUAAUAAGCCCAGGCUAAAUACCUUCUUGAGAAUCCACUUUGAAUGUGGAU
Messenger RNA from Arachis duranensis, 854 nucleotides. Its product is annotated as protein GET1. The record is from RefSeq and is a predicted model, not a curated record. The coding region runs from base 47 to 574 and encodes 175 amino acids. The transcript is spliced from 7 exons. Lineage: Eukaryota; Viridiplantae; Streptophyta; Magnoliopsida; Fabales; Fabaceae.